Molecule: messenger RNA, 432 nt
Organism: Penicillium verhagenii
Lineage: Eukaryota; Fungi; Ascomycota; Eurotiomycetes; Eurotiales; Aspergillaceae
Exons: 1
Coding region: 1-432 (143 amino acids)
Biological process (GO): proteasome regulatory particle assembly
Molecular function (GO): protein-macromolecule adaptor activity
Source: RefSeq, a predicted model, not a curated record
AUGGCCGCUCAAACAACCUCCAUAAACCCCACCGACUUCGCCGAAGCGAUCGCCGAACUCCCCCUCAGCGCAGUCUACAGCAAAGUCUCCGAGCUCCGCAACUCAAUCGCGCACCUGCACCGCUCCAACGAGGAGAUGCGUUUCUUUCUUGCGGAAUCACAGGAAACCGAAGAAGACAAGAAAGAGCUAGAGGGGUAUGUCUUGGAGAAUGAGGGGGUGGUCACAUCGAUGAAUGAGCGACUUUCGUUGCUUAAAGUUGAGGUGGAGAGGCGGGGGCAGACAUGGAUUGAAGAGAAGAAGGAUUCAACCGACGAGGCUCAAGCAUCCUCCGAAGAGACCUCUGCGCCGGUGUCGAAUGGGACUGCUGGGCUUGGAGAUCAGAGCUCGAAUGCGAAUGCGAAUGCGGGGCAGGAGGAUGGGGUUUAUCUUUGA